AUGGGAGUUUCUUAUGGCUACCAUAAAUCGCUCGCGUCAUUCCUUCGACUCCUCGUGAAGCCCAGACUCCAUCUAGAUCCCAAGCCCGACGAAGUAGUUCUCGUCCCAUCGCGCGAUGACGGUCAACCCAUCAAGACAAACAUCUACAACCCAGCCCCCCAACCCGGCCCAGCCCCCGUCCUAAUCAACUUCUGCGGCAGUGGCUUCGUCCUCCGUACCUUUGGCUCAGACGAUGAAUUCUGCCGCUUUGUCGCGGACAAUGCCCACUACACCGUAAUCGACGUUCAAUAUCGCCUCGCCCCGGAACACCCCUUCCCAGCAGCCUUCCACGAUGCCGAAGACGUAGUGAGCUGGGUACGGUCGCAACCCGAACGCUUCGACCUGACACAGCUCUCGCUGUCUGGAUUCAGCGCGGGCGCCAACAUCGCCUUGUCUGUGGCCGCGGCGUCAGAGCAGUUCGACCCGAGACAAGGGAUAUUCGACACGGUCAUCUCCUUCUACGGACCGAUGGAUAUGUCUAUCCCCACCCCAGAAAAGCCCCAGGCAGAUCGCCGCAAUUGGAUCAUGCGCGACAUCUUCCCGCCCUUCUCCCAUCUGUGUCAUAAGUGUCUCAAUCUGGGGAGAGUCGAUCCUAAGGAUCCGCGGAUGUCGCCUAUCUUCGCGGAUCCGGACUGCUUCCCCAAUAAGACUCUGAUAGUCACUGCGGCGCAGGAUUCUUUUGCUAUUGAGGCCGAGGAGCUGUCGAAGAAGUUGAAUGGGACGGAAGGGAAGCUCUCCGUGUGUGAGCGGAUGGAGGGGUGCGCUCAUGGGUGGGAUAAGGAGGCUAUUAGAGGGACAUCUCAGUGUGAUGCGAAGGACAAGGCUUAUAAAAUGGCUGUUGAUAUUCUGCUGCAGAAGGAGCGUGGAGCAGUGCCUACUGCUGUGUGCUGA
This is a messenger RNA of Penicillium nucicola, 930 nucleotides long. Its product is annotated as alpha/beta hydrolase. The coding region runs from base 1 to 930 and encodes 309 amino acids. Gene Ontology annotation, molecular function: hydrolase activity. Lineage: Eukaryota; Fungi; Ascomycota; Eurotiomycetes; Eurotiales; Aspergillaceae. The record is from RefSeq and is a predicted model, not a curated record. The transcript has a single exon.